AUGCAUCUCAUCGUAUCAUAUUGUGGCAAGGAUAUCGAAGUAAAACAGUCGCUUACGCAAUUCCAAAAGUAUGAGCAUCUGUUGGACUGCAUUUCCCUGGCCACAGGGAUCCUGAUUGACUCAGUGAUAUGCAUGACGAAAGAUGGCGUUCAAGUGGAUCAGACUGUGCUGGACCAACUCCAGACCUCUGCGGAGGACGUCCGUGGAGAGUGCUUCUUUAUCUUUGAUCGAGAGCUGUUGUAUGCGGACAUGGAAACGUUUGCGUCUAUGCUUGAGCUUGAUAUGGACGUCACGCCGAUCGAUCCAGUUCCCCCUAUACCUACGGCACCAAGUGCUCGCACUUUGGCUACCUUUCGUGGAUGGGCAAAGGAUGUUGAGCGUGUCAUGGACGCACGAGCCAAGCAAGCGCGCGAAUUGUACAAGAGUGUAGAACUGAUUCAAAAGAGUACCAAAGUGGCUUUGAUGAAUGUACAAAGCCAUGCCAGGAGUGUCAAGAAGGCGGCCAUGUCUCUCGAGUCGCUGGCUGCCACCGAUCUUGGGUCCAGAGAAGAAAUCCUGCGUCGUUAUCGUGAUGACAUUUACGUGCUGGGCCAAGUGCCUGUCCAUGAAAAUUUGCGAGAGCAAUGGCUUUCCGUCUCCGUGUUGUCAGACGGUGAUCAGAGUGUGAUGGCAUCCUCCCUCCUAGGCGACUUUGUGGAUCUGGCGGAUGUGGAAUCAUGCGCGUCUACGUGCCGUGCCUCUUUGCAAGAGAUCCAAACCAACUAUACCAAUACCAUGCAAACUGAAUUUCAGCUGCACGUGGAUCUUAACGAUAUCACCGCAGAGAUCGAGCAAACGGACUUGAAGCCCUCGUUUGAGUCCUGGCAGACUGUGGAACAGCAACUGCCUCUGCUGCAGUCUCUCGUUCAAAGUGUAUGUCAGCGAUGCGAGAGCAUGGGAUCCACAUGGUCUGCUGGAGAUGCACGUAUCAUGGACUAUGUAUCGAAACUCUAUACUGAUCUACACACUAUGUGCGACAUGGAUGCCAAAGCCGUACACGCCUUGGACUGUUUGAUUUCGGACCACAAUGAACUUUUACAUCGCCAUAUUAACCUUGUGCAGGACAUUAGUAGUCUGCAAAGUGACUUUACAGAUCUGGGAGCGACCAUUGCGGACGUGGACAGAUCGCUGCAAUUGCCCCUCGGCCCACCGUUCGAGCGUUUAGCUGGUCUACAGCGCAUUGUUUGGGCCUACGGCAUAACGUUGACAGAGGCGAUUCGUCGCGAUGAGUUUUCACGGCGUUUCUUGUCGAAGGCGCAGAGUUUGGCAGAGGUCAUGGCUCAAGUGUCCGAUCAAGAAAGCACAAGACGCAAGCAAUAUGCCACCGAUGUUGCCCCCUUUUUGCCGUGGAAGCCGCCGGGUCUGGAUACCGCACCACCGAUCUUGGAUAUUACGACUCGCCGACGUGAGGCCAGUUCUUGGUUUUCAUGUACACGCGACGAUGUGGAUAGCUUGGUGCAGCUGCUCGAUCGUUUGGAGGCCGAGUUGAUGGAACGAGCCUCACCUUGCCGUCCUGCUACAGAGACGCGAUUGGCCCUAGCACCAUGGAUGCAAGCGCUGGAACGCAGUGAAGAAGCGUUUGCACACGCAGCUCGUCGUGAGUUGGGGCUGGGUGGAUCGGAUGAUGAAGAGGAGGAGGACGACCUUGAGAGCAGUACAAAUUCUCAAGCGCCGUCAGCGCCUUCCCAAAUCAGUCCUAGCACGGACACUCUGCGACGUCAGCUGGAUGCGGCGCAAGAGCGUAUACGCCUCUUGGAAUCAGAGCUGCAAACGCGAACUAGUGAGUGGCAAGAAGAUCGGCAAAAGUGGGAGCGAGCAAAGUGUGAGGCGGAAUCGCGUGCUCGAACGGCGCAGCCGAAGGACAUGGCCAUCGGGGAUGCACGACAACCGUGGAUCGAAGCUGUGGCACGUUUGCAGCGCUAUGUUUGUGAUCAUGCGACGUCGGAGAUCUCUGAGAUGGGCGACAUCAGUGACUUGGCGCAGCAAGAUCCAUCCGACGUGUUGGCUCGCGUGCAAAGCGUCAUUGAGUCCGAAAGAGCGCAGAUGCGACAGGGUCAGCAAGCAUGGAAGCGUACACGUGAAAAGUACAUGCAUAUCUCUGCGCUUGUGCGUACACAGGUAUGCGUGCACGAUUUUGAUGUGGGUUCCCUGGCCCUGUUUCUGCCUACCGCCCCCCAAGGCUGUGUGCCUCGUCGAUGGGCGGCCUUCCACGUGGGCGCGCCGCAUCAUUUCCUGCACAUUGACGACUCGCUAGCGACGUUCUUAACCACGCGCGACUGGCUUCUCGCGCGGAUUGCCAGAGUGGAACGUUGCGUGGCAGAUGCCGCCUCGUCGUCCUCGGCCGGCGUGCCACUCGGCACGCCGUAUGCCUUGCUUUCCGUGGAGGGAUGGCAGGAUCCGAAGCGAUUGGUCCAUGUGGCCAAGCUCGCGUCCUUGCCGCCCUCGCCGUCAUUGACACCGGCGCUUCCCUCUGGGACGACGUGCCCUUCGAAGGCGGAGCUGCAACGUUCUGUCUCGGCACUGGGCCGUAUGCCGUGGCGUGCCAAGAAAUCACCGGCCUUCGCGACGCCACGAGCGCGGUCCUUUGUCGAUUUGACCGUGGCGCCUCUCUGUGCCGGCAGCUCCCCCACGCACGCACAAGGAGAGUUUUCCAGCCCACAUAGACUCUCAUCGCCCCCGACAUAG
Malassezia pachydermatis is the source of this 2724-nucleotide messenger RNA. RefSeq lists its product as hypothetical. Gene Ontology annotation, molecular function: protein kinase binding; molecular adaptor activity. Gene Ontology annotation, cellular component: phagophore assembly site membrane; Atg1/ULK1 kinase complex; extrinsic component of membrane. NCBI's taxonomy places the organism in Eukaryota, Fungi, Basidiomycota, Malasseziomycetes, Malasseziales, Malasseziaceae. The record is from RefSeq and is a predicted model, not a curated record. Gene Ontology annotation, biological process: autophagy of peroxisome; autophagosome assembly; autophagy of mitochondrion. The transcript is spliced from 3 exons. The coding region runs from base 1 to 2724 and encodes 907 amino acids.